Strongyloides ratti is the source of this 645-nucleotide messenger RNA. Its product is annotated as GOLD domain-containing protein. Bases 1 to 645 code for a protein of 214 amino acids. Gene Ontology annotation, cellular component: COPII-coated ER to Golgi transport vesicle; endoplasmic reticulum-Golgi intermediate compartment; Golgi apparatus. The record is from RefSeq and is a predicted model, not a curated record. NCBI's taxonomy places the organism in Eukaryota, Metazoa, Nematoda, Chromadorea, Rhabditida, Strongyloididae. Gene Ontology annotation, biological process: intracellular protein transport; Golgi organization; endoplasmic reticulum to Golgi vesicle-mediated transport. The transcript has 2 exons.
AUGAAUAAUUUGUUUUCUAUAUUCCUAUUAAUUAUAUAUUUUUCAAUUUCUUCGGGUUUAUAUUUUCAUAUAGCAGAGACAGAAAAAAAAUGUUUUGUAGAGGAGAUUCCUGAUGAAACUCUUGUUACUGGAAAUUACAAGAUACAAUUAUUUGACCCAAAUACUAAACAAUAUGGUGAUUAUCCAAAUAUUGGUAUGCAUGUUGAAGUUAAAGAUCCUGAACAAAAGAUUAUUCUUUCCAAACUUUAUACUUCUGAAGGUAAAUUCAGUUUUUCAUCUCAUACCCCUGGUGAACAUACUAUUUGUUUAAUCUCAAAUUCCACUGCUUGGUUUGGUGGAUCGCAAUUAAGAGUUCACUUGGAUAUUCAAGUUGGUGAUCAUGCUCAAGAUUAUGAACAAAUUGCAGCUAAGGAAAAAUUGAGUGAACUACAAUUAAGAAUUAGACAGCUUCUUGACCAAGUUGAACAAAUCACAAAAGAACAAAAUUAUCAAAGAUAUAGAGAGGAAAGAUUUAGACAAACAUCAGAAUCAACCAAUUCACGUGUUUUAUGGUGGGCCGCUGGUCAAACAGUUGUUCUUUUGGCUGUUGGUGCUUGGCAAAUGAGACAUUUAAAGAAAUUCUUUGAAGUCAAAAAAUUAGUUUAA